ACUUCCGGUUGGAUUUUUGUUGUGAAAAUGGCAACCUCACCCAAUCCUGCGACCGUUGGAACGCCAAAGAAAAAGGACGAAUCAUUCCUUGAUAAAAUUGGGACGAUUGGUCGCAAGAAGAAAGCUAAAGAAGCAAGUAUUUUAGAAGAAGAAGGCAAACUUGCUAUUGAAUCUCCUACAAGUCCUACAAUUCCAGACGUUGGUCCAGAGGGUUAUUUACUGGAUGAGUUGGAAGAAAGGUCCAUGAUUGAACCAACUUCAAAAGAAGACCCUAAAGUACAAGAGUUAAUUAAGAUAUUGCUUGAUUGGAUAAACGACGUAUUGGCAGAUGACAGAAUCAUAGUGAAAGACAUUCUUGAAGAUUUAUUUGAUGGUCAAAUUCUACAAAAAUUGAUAGAAAAAUUGGCUGAUAUAAGAGUUCAGGUACCAGAAGUAACCCAGUCAGAACAGGGACAGAAACAGAAGUUACAGAUUAUACUCUCAGUAAUAAAUCGACUGUUACAGUUACAAUGGAAUCAAGUCAGAUGGAGUGUUGAUAAAGUUCAUUCAAAGAAUCUCGUCGCCAUUCUUCAUUUGUUAGUUACUUUAGCAAGACAUUAUAGAGCACCAAUUAGAAUGCCUGAUAAUGUGUCCGUCAACUUAAUCGUUGUGACAAAGAGGGAUGGCAUACUCCAGACCAAGAGAGUAGUAGAAGAUAUCACUACAAUAAAUGAUGACAUUGGUGCAAGAUUUGAGCGAGAUGCCUUUGAUACAUUAUUUGACCAUGCACCCGACAAACUUAAUCUUGUAAAGAAAACCUUGGUUACAUUUGUCAACAAACAGUUAUUGAAGAUAAACUUUGAAGUUGCCGAUUUAGAAGCACAAUUUCACGAUGGAGUUUACCUGGUUUUAUUGAUGGGUUUAUUGGAAGGAUAUUUUGUUCCUUUAUAUGACUACCACCAAACAGCCUCAACGUUUGAUCAAAAGGUGCAUAAUGUACAGUUUGCAUUCGAUUUAAUGCAGGAUGCAGGACUUCCGAGACCAAAGGCCAGACCAGAAGAUGUUGUCAAUCAAGAUCUAAAAUCAACCCUGCGAGUAUUGUACAAUAUUUUCACAAAGUACAAAGGUCAAGGAGCAUAAAUAUAGACUGUUGGGAGCAGAAUCAGUAUAUCCACCGUGCUAAAAGCUUAGUUAUAUGUGCAAUAAAAUCAUCAAACUUGUUUAUUUACAGAUGUAGAUUUUUAUAAUGUAUUUAUAGAUAUAUGGCAGGUUAUAGUAAGCAGUAUAAUGUAGUAUAUCAAACUUAUACCCAUUUGCAUGUUUUGUUUUUCAUUAUAAUGUUUUUGUCUUUUUCUUGUUUUUUACACACUAUAAAAUACCACUAAUACCAGUGAUUUUGCUAGCGCUCGUCACUUUCGUAAUUUACGAAACUGUUUUCAAAAUGACGAAAGUAUUUCAAAUCAAUUUCGUCACUUAAAUUUGGAAAGUGUAAAAAUAUUUUCGCAUGAAAAUACUAUAAUUCUACCUGUCUACAUGUUUCUGACAAGUUUAUGACCUUCAGCUAAUUAACAUUUACAACAGGUGUUAUAAAGUUGUGAUUACAGCUAAUCCGCUUAUCGCCAUCGGAUGGGUCACUUAUCCGGUUAAUUAUUUUCCCCAGUAAAAUUAGUCAGUCUGCAUUUUAAUUUCAAUAUUUCUCAAGGCCAAGGACUACAAUUUGCAGUUCGCUUGUCGUAGUUUCGUCAUUUGAACAAAAUUGUUUUUCCCCGGACAAUUCGCUUUUUAAUUUCAAUAUUUCUGAAAUUUUUCAUUAUAAUGUUUUUGUCAUUUUCAUGUUUUUUACGCACUAUAAAAUACCACUAAUAGUAAUACUAACUUGUUUUGAAUUUGAAGUAUUCUGUCAAAUUAAUAUGUGAAUUUAAAACUUUUGGUAGCAGUUAUUAGUCCCCUACGGACGAAGUCGAAGGGGACUUUAGGUUUGCACUCCGUCCAUUUGUCCAUCCGUCAGUCCGGCAAAUCAGCUUUCCACACUUUUUUUCUUCGUUCUUGAAGACAUUGAUUUGAUAUUUGGUAUAUAGUUUUAUCAUGACAAGUUAUAGAUCAAGUUCGAAUUUUGUUCCGGUCUGAUAAUUUAGUCCAGAGUUAUGGACCAUAACUCUGGACCAUAUCUAAUGUUAGAGUACUAUGUUAAACCAUAUUUCUGUACAAAGGGAGAUAACUCAUUUUUUAAAAGACAUUCUUUGUAAAAUUAUUUGAAGAAUUUUAUGACAGGCUUGUUUGUUAUUUAGUAUAAACUAAUUUUCUGAAUGCUAUAUAUAUCAAAAAAAAUUAUGAAGAGAAAUCCUUUAAUUAGAUAAUAAUCUAUUUUUAUUAAUGUAUAUAUUUCAAUACAUUACAUUGUGUAGAUAAAAGUUGUUGACAUUUUAUAGAUAAGUUACAAAUCUUUAUUAGUUUGUGACAAAUGAAAGAAAAAAAUAUUUGGAACUAUUAAUUAUAUCUGAUUAUAACUUGAAAUAGAUAUAUACUGUAUUACAUCAUAUCUAAUUCUAGAGAACUAUUAAUCAUAUCUAAUGUAUUUUUCAUCAUGCUUAUAAGAUAUUGAUUGAUAAUUGGUAUAUAGUUUUAUCAUGACAAGUUACAGAUCAAGUUCAAAUUUUUGUUUUGGUCUAAUAAUUUUGUGCAGAGUUAUGGUCCUUGGACUUGAAAAAUUCACUCAUAUAAUCAGUUUUCAACACUGCUUUCAGUCAUGCUUGUUUAUCAUAUAGUAUAUAUAUCUAGAUUUCAAAUUUGGAAUUAAACAAAAAAAAGAAAUAUGUGUCCAAUGCAUGUCAUGCCCCGCCAAAAAAUUUCAAGUUGAUGUGACCACAACUAGGUAAUGCCUUUUACCAAACCUAAAACCUGAUACAGGAUGGAUGAAGGCAGGGAUGGACAAACAUGUCCCCCUAAUAUUAUAUGUGAGGCUUAAAAGAUUAGAAAUAAUUUCAUUUCAAAAAGUGGAAAACAUAUAUAUAAUCAUGAUUAUAAAAUUAUUUUGGGUGCUCAUAUAACAAUGGAGAAGAAGUUUAGACAUAGUAUGUUAAACAAAAGUAAAAAUAUAGACUUAUCCAGCAAAGAAUUCUUAUAUUAGAAUUCUUUUGGCUUUUGAGCUUUUUUACAUAAAAAUAUGUGUUUUUUCUUGUAUGUCUCAUAAUUUGAUGUAUAAGAAAAAAAAUCAGUUUUGAGAGAUAACCAGCUGAAGUACAUGUGUGAGAAAAAGUUCAAUAAAAUGAUAAUUGGCCUAGAUUGUAUUUGACCAUAGAAAGAAUUGUAAACAAUUGAUUUUGAAAUACCUUUUCAAUUUGUAUUAAUACUCAGAUGACAAUCAUGCAUGCAUUAAUAUUUAUUAGUUUGACAUUAUGUGUACAUGUUUGUAUGUAAAACUUAAAGAGUCAGUAUAAUUUAGGUGUUAGUUCUGGUACUAUACAUGUGUAUACAUCUACUUACUUUGUUAUGCAUUUACUGUUUAGAAUAUGUUUAUCACAUAAAGGAAUUUUAAAUAAAAUGUAUUUGAAAUAUAAAA
This is a messenger RNA of Mytilus californianus (California mussel), 3538 nucleotides long. RefSeq names its product beta-parvin-like. Gene Ontology annotation, biological process: actin cytoskeleton organization; substrate adhesion-dependent cell spreading; cell projection assembly. The record is from RefSeq and is a predicted model, not a curated record. The transcript is spliced from 2 exons. Gene Ontology annotation, cellular component: actin cytoskeleton; cytoplasm; focal adhesion. Gene Ontology annotation, molecular function: actin binding. Lineage: Eukaryota; Metazoa; Mollusca; Bivalvia; Mytilida; Mytilidae. The coding region runs from base 28 to 1119 and encodes 363 amino acids.